CAUUUAAUAGAUUGACAUGUUGCUAAAUUUACUCAGAUCAAAAGUGAUGAUUUGUACUGUAUAAUUUGAAGGUCUAUCUCAUACUUGAAACUUUGAAAAAACAAUGUGAAACUUCCUUUUCAUCCAAAAACGUUUUCUCUGUGAUUUUUGACAAUGAGUCGUAUGCUAUUUUGUAAAUCAACCAUCACAAGAACAAAAAACACCCCAAAAGAUUUGACCCCAAAAUGUUGAGUUUGUGAUGUGAAUCUGAUGUAGCUCAUAAUAUGGUAAAAGGUGUGAAGUGUAAAUAAGUGUUAUGUUUUUUAAUUUCUGUUUACAGUCUUAAACAUGCAGCUUGUUUUUAAGUACAGUCUGUUAAUUUCACAAUGAACCUAACAGAUUUCCUCCACCAGUUAUAUUUUAAUUGGAAUUUAAGUACUGUAUCCAUCUUUUUUUAGUUUUGAGUGUUGUGGUUUCUAACAUACAUUUUAGUAAUAGGUAAUGUUAGUUAUGUUCAGGUAAAAAGCAGUUUCAACUGCUCAAACCUGCUGUUCAGGCUCAGUUUCCGGAUGCCUUUAUUAUGAAAAAAUGAGGUUGAUCAAUUUGCUAAAUCAUUCUUUAAGUUUGUAUUUUUGUUUAUUUAUUUUUUCAUGUGUUUUUAUUACUUUGGAGACUUGAUGCACUUUUUUCUGCCAAAAGUGUUGAAUUGGAAAACAUGAUAUUUCCAAAUUCCAUCUGGUCAUAAUGGAUAGUUUUGGAAUUGAAUCGAAUACUAAAACACUAGAAAAUCACACUGCAAGUUGUUAAAUGAUGGUAUGAGAAAUGUAAUGGUACCAAGGGAAAGUGAAAUGACAUAACGAUUUUAUAUUAAUGUGCAGUUGAUGCUUUCAUGUCAACAAAUUCCCAAUGCCCUGUCUGUCAGUGUUGUUGUAAGUGCCUGUCUGUUGACACUCACUUGGUUGCCUUGUAGUGAUUUCUCUCUGCAGCUCUGAAGGUAAGUGUUCUCAGGUGGAUCCAGCCACAGAAGAACAGACCAAACAACACACAUUACCUCGAGGUGUUAAGUAUUUUGUAACAAAAGUUUCCUUGUUAGGUCUUUUAUACAGAUUUAAAACAAAUUUUUUUAAUGCCUAACUUUAGUGAGUUUAACUUCGUACGUAGUAAAUCAGAUUCUAUUUACAUUUGUAAGUGCAUGAUUUCUAAUGAUUAUAGUUGGAUUUUAUGUGAAUGUGUGCCUCAAGUUGGCCACGUACGUACAUUUUCAUUCAAGUCGAUGGUACUUGCUGCAAAUGUAGAUUUUUGGUAGUUUGUGACCCGCUGAAACGGAUUUAAAUUGGUUACAUUUGAAAUUCUAUAAAUAAAUAAAAAAUUUAAUUAUACCGGUUUGUGGCUUUUCUCUUUUUUUUUCAAACAAAUGUGUAACUGGGAAAUUGACACUUACAAUUUUGUAUCAAAUAAUUUUUCAAUUGUUUUUGUUGGAUACAUUUAUUUUAUAUUUGCACAUUAGUCUAAUAACAUCCAGGUUGUGGUUCUUGUGUCAACUGUUGGGUAGUGGCUGUGAAAUAAAAAAAAACUCUGUUUUUAUUAGAUCACAGACAGUAUGAUGCUUUGUAUUUCGCAAACGGGUCGAACGUGUAUGAAAUUAUUUUAAUCAGAUUUUGUGAUCCAUUAUUCCGGUCCUGGGAUUGAUAUUAUUACCCGGAACCUUAGUGUGCAUGUCACUUCACGGACAUCGAAAAACGUUGCGCUUGCAGCUUCCGGUGCUUGUUUGAGUGGUGUUGUAAAUAGAAAUGGCCGCCGUAUUUGGCGCAUUUGUAUUGCCUAGACGGCAAGAUUAAAAAAUAGAUUUCGAGCCUGGAAUACAGUGGAACGAGUGAUCAGAUUGACACUUGUGUCUAUGUACUAUGUUUAAAAAGAUGACUGAAUUUGGUCCAGAUUCCGGAGGGAGAGUUAAGGGAGUGACUAUUGUGAAGCCUAUCGUGUUCGGGAACGUUGCCCGCUACUUUGGGAAGAAGCGAGAAGAGGAUGGACACACGCAUCAAUGGUCUGUUUACGUGAAGCCCUAUAUAAAUGAGGAUAUGUCAGCUUAUGUGAAGAAAAUUCAGUUCAAGCUACAUGAAAGCUAUGGUAACCCUCUCAGAGUGGUCACAAAACCGCCAUAUGAGAUCACAGAGACAGGCUGGGGAGAGUUCGAGAUCAUCAUUAAGAUCUUCUUCAUUGACCCUAAUGAAAGACCGGUUACCCUUUACCACUUAUUAAAGCUGUUCCAGUCUGACUCCAGUGCCAUGCCAAAGAAGACAGUGGUCUCGGAAUUCUAUGAUGAAAUGAUCUUUCAGGAUCCUACAGCAAUGAUGCAGCAACUGCUCACAACGUCAAGACAACUCACUCUCGGAGCAUACAAACAUGAGACAGAAUUUGGUGAGCAGGAGCAAAAGACUAAGGAGAAGAUGGAAUCGGCAAAGAAGAAAACUAGUCAGGAAAUCGCAGAACUGAAAGACAAACUAAAGGCCAGCAGGGAAAACAUCAACCAUCUGAAGGCUGAGAUCAGGAAAUUGGAGGAAGACGGAGACCACAAGGAUCACUAAGAAGUGGAUGAACACAAACAUGCUCACACAACAGAGCGUUCAUCAGAAAUCCUAACACCAAAAGAAAUGUUUUAGUAAUUUAACAAAUAGUGUCUGUGCUGUUCUUUUUUAACUAAAGAAAAUUAAUGAUAGGACUUUAUUCUGUUUUGUAAAUAAUUCAGUCAGAAUCUCAACCUUCCUUUUCUUUGUAUUGAACUGGCAAUUUUGUUUAAAUUUUCUACCGACCUGUCAUUGACUUUGUAAAGUAAACAUGUUUACAGUA
Messenger RNA from Cynoglossus semilaevis (tongue sole), 2826 nucleotides. RefSeq names its product YEATS domain containing 4 (gene yeats4). NCBI's taxonomy places the organism in Eukaryota, Metazoa, Chordata, Actinopteri, Pleuronectiformes, Cynoglossidae. Bases 1884 to 2564 code for a protein of 226 amino acids. Gene Ontology annotation, biological process: regulation of DNA-templated transcription. The transcript has 7 exons. The record is from RefSeq and is a predicted model, not a curated record.